This is a messenger RNA of Chelonus insularis, 3282 nucleotides long. RefSeq names its product MMS19 nucleotide excision repair protein (gene Mms19). The record is from RefSeq and is a predicted model, not a curated record. NCBI's taxonomy places the organism in Eukaryota, Metazoa, Arthropoda, Insecta, Hymenoptera, Braconidae. Bases 247 to 3135 code for a protein of 962 amino acids. The transcript is spliced from 7 exons. Gene Ontology annotation, biological process: iron-sulfur cluster assembly. Gene Ontology annotation, cellular component: cytosolic [4Fe-4S] assembly targeting complex.
AUAAAUAAACAACGUAGAAGCACAAACGUUGAAAUAUCAAACCAUCUCAAAAGUUUAAUUUAUAAAUUAAACACGUGAAGCGCCAUUGUACAUAACGAUAAAUCCGGGAAAAACAACAACGUGUGAGAAAAAUAUGGAACUGAUCCUAUCCGUUAACCUCACAUAAGUGAAAAAUUGAGAGAAAUUUAAAAUAUUAUUGUAAAUUAUAUUAUUUAUUCUUGUUUGUUGUGCAAAUAAUAUUCUAAAAUGGCAGUUAUCAAGCUUCUUGAUUCAGUUGAGCGGCUAAAUGACAUAUCCGAUGAUGCUAAUAAAUUGAAUGAAGAAUGUGAUAUUAUUGCUAAAGAUAUUGCAUCAAAAAAGAUAAAAUUAUUUCAAAUUAUUGAAAAACUAGAAAAUCUUCUUACUAAUCAAGAUAUAAACUUAAGACAAAAUGGGUUAAAUGUGCUGUCAUCAAUUCUGGCUAAAAUUGACAAAACAUUUCUAAAUGAGCAAGAAACUAAAGUACUAACAUCAUUUUAUUCUAUUCGUCUUAAGGAUCAUCAUUCAUUGAUUCCUAAUGUUAUUCUCGGAUAUUUAUCAAUUAUACAAAUGACAGCAUUAUCGAUGGAAUCAGUAAUUCAAAUAUUUCAUAGUCUUUUUAAUGAAGUUCGAUGUCAGUCAGAAUUACAAGAGAUCAGACAUAAUAUCUAUCUUAUUAUAAAAAUAGGACUGACGAACCAUUCAAGUAGUUUAAAAUUAAUGGGUCCUGAUUUUGUUUAUGGUGUUAUAUCUUCUAUGGAUGGCGAAAGUGAUCCACGAAAUUUAAUGUUGUUAUUUGAGUUCUUACCUCAGUUUAUAAGUGAAUUUUCUUUGGGUCAUUUAACUGAAGAAAUGUUUCAAGUUUUAGCGUGUUAUUUUCCUGUGGAUUUUAAUUCUGCGGGUUUAGAAAAUAAAGAAAUAACUCGUGAAAGAUUAGCCCAGGGAUUAGAAAAAUGUUUAAUAUCUGCAGCUGCAUUUGGAGAAUUUUGUUUACCAUUGAUUGUUGAAAAAUUAGAUUCUGAGAUAAAAAAGGCAAAACUUGAUUCUCUUAAUUUAUUAAUACGAGGUUCACUCGUUUAUGGUGCUAAAAUUCUUCAACAACAUAUGGAUGAGAUAUGGCCAUUGCUAAGACGUGAUUUAUUAACUGGAAAUGAUCAAGAAAUCAAAAGUAAAGCUCAUGAAGCCGUUGAUCAAAUUAUUUUAACGAUCGGCGAUGAUAUAACUAUUUUAGAAGAAUACAUAAAACGAAUUUUUAUUGACCUGAAAUCUAGUUUAACUGAUGUACAAUUGAGUUUAUACUGGCCAUCAAUUAAAGUAUUAGAAACUAUGGCAAAAGCUCACAAAAAUGCAUGUGCCCAUGUACUGAAAAUUACAAUACCAUUAUGCUUAGGACAAUACACCACUUCUAUAUCAGAUUCUGUGAAAAUCCACAUAAUUACGAGUUUUAACAAUUUUCUCGAUGUUGCUCUUAGUUUUGAAUUACAAAUACAAGAUAUUCCAGAAUUAUCUUGGACAGAUUUACCAAGUCUAUAUUUGAAUGAAUUGAAUACCAGUAAUCCUAUCUUGAAAUCUAAAAUAAUUGAGGGUUUGUCUAUACAGAAGCUAUCAUUAACCCCAUCUCAACGAGAAUUAAUUUACAAUAAAUUAUCUGAAAUAAUUGAUAGUGACACGGAUGAUAUUGUAAUAAAUUCUUGUUAUAAAUUCCUGAUUGCUACUGCUAAAGAUUAUACGGACGAAAUACUUCAGUUAAUAGAUCAUAAAUUAAAAAUUGAUACCACUGAUGAAAAGAAAAUCCAAAAAAAUCGACUAAAAACAUUAGCAGCUAUUUCAAAACUAAGUAAUAUUGGACCAAAAAUUUUAAUGAUAUUUAAUGAAAUUGUUACUUCAGAUGAUGCAGAAAUGCGAUUAUUUUCAUUGAAUUGUAUACAAACAAUGUUACAAAGUGAAAAUUUUGAAUAUGACGUUCAUGAAUAUUUAUUCAAAAACUGUCGAAUUUUAUCUCGAAUUUUAGACCAUGAAAGAAUUAAUAUUAACAAACAUGCUGAGGAAAUUUCGGUUAUUUCACAAAUUUUAAAAUUAAUUUUAAGAAAAUUGAAUGCAGAAGAACAAAAAAUGGUUGUCGACGAUCACUUGAAAAAUUUUCAAGACAAAAUGGAAGAAAAUAUACAACUAAUAGAAGGAUUAAUUACACCAUUGAUGUCUUGUAAUAUUUAUCAUUAUUUUGAUUUUCUAAUAGAACGACUAUUAUAUAUUACCAUAAAUGGUACACAUGAAAAUAAUCGAUUAAUAUCCUGUAAAUUGAGUGCUUCAUUAAUUAAUAAAAUGACUAAUGAUCAAUUAGAAAGAGUAUUAAAUAUUAUUCGAGAAAUGGUUGUUGAUAUUUUAGAAAAUAGUGAUGACGAUAUGGAGAAGAAAAAAGCUGCUGUUAUGCUUAAUAUAUGGUGUACUAAAGCUUUAAUUACAAAAGGUCAUAUAAAAUCACAAGAGUUUUUGGAUUAUCAAUUGAAUAUUUUAAAGAAUGAAAUCAUUGGAGAAUUUGCUGGAACACAAAUUAAGACAUUUGUUGAUGAUAGUGAUAGUACAUUAAUUGCUGAAAAUUAUUGUAUUAUAAAAAUGUUUUACAAACAAAGAAUAUUUCAAAAUAUCAUUAAUCAAAAUGAAUUAUUUAAUAAUAUUGCACGACAAAAUUAUUUAACCGCUUUUGUGUAUUUAGCUGAAGCAAUGUCACAAGAAAUACUCUUGAUGCAUUUAUUCAAGAUUGUUCCUCUACUUAUUGAGUCACUUUCUCUCGAUAAUCGACAGUUAAUAUUGUCAACAUUGAAAAUUCUUCAAUUAUUAUUAAAAACAAAGCACACGAUUUUUAUCGAUCUAAUUCAAAAUUUCAUACCCACAUGUCUGAAAUUGACAACUCAUUCCAAUAUGAAUGUUAGAAUUGCAGCACACGAUUGUCUUUAUAGCUAUUGUGAAUAUCCUACAGUAUUUAUAAAGCCAUAUAAGGAUGAUAUUUUGGAAAAACUAUCUGAGACAAUUGACGAUAAAAAAAGAUUAGUCCGCAAGUCGGCGGUAAUGACAAGAACUCGAUGGUUUCUCGUCGGUUCUCCAGGCGAACCCGAAUAAUAUUUAUUUUUUUAUUUUACACAUAUCUUCUAUGUACAUAGAAAACAAUUAUUAUACAUCAUCUGUACUUUUUUUUCGUACAGCUCAACUUUAUACAAUCGAUGUAAUGAUAUAAUAAUUUUAUAAUUUAAUAAAGAUAUUGAUUCG